Castor canadensis (American beaver) is the source of this 1384-nucleotide messenger RNA. It is a transcript of the gene Lbhd1, whose product is annotated as LBH domain containing 1. NCBI's taxonomy places the organism in Eukaryota, Metazoa, Chordata, Mammalia, Rodentia, Castoridae. Gene Ontology annotation, biological process: positive regulation of DNA-templated transcription. Gene Ontology annotation, cellular component: nucleus. The record is from RefSeq and is a predicted model, not a curated record.
AUGGCCCUUGUGCCAGGGACCAGCAAAGAGGAUGAACCAUGGCCUAAAGAUAGCCCAGGCUACUCCUGGCACCCAGAAAGUCCCAGGUUGACCAAUACUCUCUGGAAGGACAGAGAAGAGAUUGGCAAGGUUGAAGGUCACAAGGAUGUUCAGGUUGUCUCUCAAAAGUCCCAUCUCCCUUCUAUUGUGGUGGAAGCCUCAGAGGUGAAUGAAGAAGACCAUGGGGGUCUCCAAUGGCCACAUGAGGAGCUGCUGCUGCUCACUGAUGAUGAUGAAGGGGAGGCUGAGGCCUUCUUCCAGGACCAAAGUGAAGAGCCAGGCUGGGCCUGGAGCCCACAGGACCCCAGUGAACCCUUAAGAAUAUUUAACCCUGGACUCAGCUGGGGGCAGGAACAGGAAGACCAACAAGCCUGCUGGAUUCCUGAGAUCACAGAGUGUCAGGAGGCCCCCAAACCUUGUCCUCUUUGGGACCCAGCAACAGGCUCCAAUAUCUAUAGAAGCUGCAUUGUGGAAUAUUCCCAUUUCCCAUCUCUCAAUACCUUUGGGGGAGCUGAAGAAGAAACUGUUCAAGCGCCGGAGGGUGUUGAACCGGGAGCGGCGACUGAAACACCGGGUAGUCGGGGCUGUGAUAGACGAAGGGUUGAUCACGCGGCACCACCUCAAGAAGAGGGCGUCCAGUGCACGUGCCAACAUUACUCUGUCGGGGAAGAAACGCAGAAAACUUCUGCAGCAGAUCCGACUUGCCCAGAAAGAAAAGGCAGCCAUGGAAGUGGAAGCCCCUUCAAAGCCAGCCAGGACUAGUGAACCAAGGCCCAAACGACAAAAGAAGAUAACACCCCCCCAGGAUGUAGACAUGGAGAACCUUGAAGAUGAGAGCUAAAGUUUUACUUCUUCUGCCAGAAGAUUUUCAACUGGAGCCAGAAGGAUUUGGUGGUUGCUUCAAAGGACUUUGGAGAAAGCAUUGACCCUUUCACUAUCCUCAGAUCCCUACUGAGCUCCUCUGAAGGGAUGUUAGGAGGGAAGAGGUUACAGAAGAAAGUUUGCAGAGGGGCCUCUCUAGCAGUCCACUCUAUUUGUAAUAAAGCUGUACAGUUUUGACCAUAAUGUGUGUGAUUUAAGUGCAGGGAUGGGGAUGGACCUUGAGAAGGGGGGUCUGUGACUGUGGAUGAAGACAGUCAGAAGCAGGAUUCCCACAGAGCUCACUUGAGCAAAGGCAACAAGAAGCCAGCUUUUCUGAUGCCCUUUCUCCCUAAUGACAAAAGUAGAGAUUAUUGUAGGGAUGAUGUGUAAGGAUCCUAAUACUGGUCAUACCAUUGCCUGUGUGACUAGCUUGGGCAAAUACUUCAUUUGUCUUGCUUCCUCUGCUGGAUUAUGUUUUUAAAUA